Molecule: messenger RNA, 1255 nt
Organism: Hordeum vulgare subsp. vulgare (domesticated barley)
Lineage: Eukaryota; Viridiplantae; Streptophyta; Magnoliopsida; Poales; Poaceae
Product: TVP38/TMEM64 family membrane protein slr0305
Exons: 7
Coding region: 119-1132 (337 amino acids)
Source: RefSeq, a predicted model, not a curated record
UUCUCUCCCCCCUCGCUCUCUCUCUCCCACGCCUCUUAUCGCUUCCGAGCUCUCAUGGCCGCACAGCCCGCGCGUUAAGCAAGCCGCGCCGCGCCCCCUGGCCUGACAGCCCGACCCCAUGAGGCAGCCGCACCUCCUCUCGCCGCAGCAGCUCUCCCCCUCGCCCGUCCUCUCCUCCCACUUCUCGCCGCCCUGCGCGGCGCGGGGCUGCUCGCCGUGGCGGUGGCGCCACCGCCGGGCCUUCCACCCGCCGCUCUCCUCGCUGCGGGAGUCCGACAAGGGCACGCUGCGCAAGGCCUCGCCCAACCUCCCCUUCCGCUUCGGUGGCGGCGGGGGCGGCCCCAGCCCCGACGACCGCCGCUCCGCCGCAGACCAGGAGAAGAAGAAGGGGAAGGAGGAGGAGGAGGAGGAGGGCGGCGGGGUCUCGGGGGCCCUCACCGGGACUCUGCUCGCCGGGGCUGUGCUGGUCGGGGUCGUAGGGGGGUUCGGGGCCGCCGGGUACGUGUACAAGGACCAGAUCAAUACCUUCCUCACGCACUUCUCCGGGUUCAUUGAGGGCUAUGGCACUGCUGGGUACGCGUUGUUUAUACUUGCCUAUGCAGGAUUGGAGGUUCUUGCGAUUCCAGCAGUACCGUUGACCAUGACUGCAGGUCUAUUAUUCGGUAGUGUUACUGGUACUAUUAUGGUUUCAAUCAGUGGGACACUAGCUGCCGCUGUGGCCUUUCUCAUCGCUAGAUACUUUGCUAGAGAGCGUAUUCUUAAGAUGGUUGAAGGAAACAAGAAGUUUCUGGCGAUUGAUAAAGCAAUCGGUGAAAAUGGAUUCAAGGUUGUGACCCUGCUUCGUUUGAGUCCCCUAUUACCUUUCUCCCUUGGGAACUACCUGUAUGGCUUGACUUCAGUCAAGUUCAUACCCUACGUGUUGGGCAGUUGGUUGGGCAUGCUUCCAGGAACAUGGGCCUAUGUCAGUGCUGGUGCAUUUGGGCGAGCUAUAAUUCAAGAUGAGACGGAAAUCGGUUUGGGAGGAAACAACCAGCUAUUGACACUGGGCAUAGGGCUAUUAGUUACAGCCGUUGCUGCUACUUAUGUAACACGGCUUGCAAAGGAUGCUGUAAAGGAUAUUGACGACGAAUAGAAUGGUAGGAUUACAUAGCAAAAGGGCCAUUCAAAUAGCAAAAGUAGCACGAGAAUGUACAUCACUGGCAUCUUUUGGUGCAAUCUAAUCUAGAAAUACAAGCGGUUGUCGGAGAGGGAAAAA